Molecule: messenger RNA, 380 nt
Organism: Nestor notabilis (Kea)
Lineage: Eukaryota; Metazoa; Chordata; Aves; Psittaciformes; Psittacidae
Product: proto-oncogene vav-like
Exons: 3
Biological process (GO): cell migration; regulation of GTPase activity
Cellular component (GO): cytoplasm
Molecular function (GO): guanyl-nucleotide exchange factor activity; protein binding
Source: RefSeq, a predicted model, not a curated record
AUGGAGGCCUGGCGACAAUGUGCCCAGUGGCUGGUGGCUGCGCGGGUGCUGCCGGGGGGGCACCGGGCCAGCAGCACCACGGGGCAGGUCUGGGACCUGGCGCAGGCGCUGCGGGACGGGGUGUUGCUCUGUCACCUCCUCAACGCCCUCCUGCCCCAGGCCGUGCCCCCCCGCGACAUCUGCCCCCGGCCCCAGAUGUCCCAGUUCCUGUGCCUGAGGAACAUCCGCACCUUCCUGACCGCUUGUGCUGACAAAUUCGGGCUCCCGAAGCACCGGCUCUUUGGCGCCUUCGACCUCUUUGAUGUCCAGGACUUUGGCAAGGUCAUUGAGACCCUCUCGACGCUCUCCUGGACCCCCAUUGCCCAGAGCAAAGGCCUCAC